AUGACUCACGCAAUGCCGCCGUUGAAGGUAUGCCCUAACGGAGUGCUGCGGGACGAAGUGUGCUUGAUGUUUGCCCCACCUGACUGCACUACGUGUCCAGGAGGCUUUACAGAGUAUACUGUCGAUGGCAUCAAGGAGUGCGUUGCGACGAGAGUGGCUCGCAUGAAAAUGGCUUGCUGGGGACCCCAUGAGAGGCUGGAAGGAGAUGUCUGUAUCGAGCGUACGGUCCGGCCACUCAUCAUGGAAUGCAUGAAAGGAAACCUUAACCUCGAAAAUAAAUGUGAAUUUAUCGAUGCAAAGCCACCGAGGGCCGUCUGCAGCCCUGGAUUCUUCGAGUCAGACGGAUUAUGUAUACAACGUAGAGAAGCACCAUGUGACGACUCACUUGAUGACUCCUCGCUGCCCUGGACUGAAAAAUCAAAAUCAAUGAAAUCUAGCACCGAAUUUAGUGGGAAUGUCUAUCAAAAGGAAAGCGACCUUCCAAACUUCACCGCAAAAGAGGUGAGCAAUUAUUCCACGAUUUUUCCACACUGGGAGCUGCCUGGUCAAUCAUUCGACGAAUUCACCGCUUCUGAAGCACACAACCAAUAUCCAUUUGGAAGAGUGACUGCCACGACGGAUAUGCUUUCUACCACUGGGCUGGAGCAAGUAUCGAAUUAUGGAAUGGAAGAAUGGGACUUCUCUACGAAUUAUGACGAGCUUACGGAACACGAACACGGCCAGCGUUGGGACACUGCGAACAGAAUCUCGGGAUUUUCACGUGCCGUCGCCUCAUCAGAGUUUCUCUCCAAUGAAGUGGUUGGGCGCAGACUUGAGGCCGCCAAAUUACCAUCUGACCAGUCCAUGCGAGCAGUGCAAGGUAGUGAACUCCAAAAUUCAGGGCACCGUCCACCGCUUUUGAGCGCAAGUGCAUAUUUUUCCAGAGAAAAUCCAAGAGCAGUGUGGCCACGAACAGAAGCAUCAACAGCACGCUCUUCUUCAGGACCGCUAUAUGUUAAUAUGAUGUGGAAUUCCCCCGUCCGUCCAGCCUCUUCGCUGUUUCAGAAAAACAAUCUUUUGGUCCCUGAUACGACGCCGGGAAUACCCACAACCCGUCCGCACCACGUUCCGGUUUACCGGCUCUGGCACGACCAACGAUUUUACCAUGAAGCCGCUGGGAAGCAAGGCCCAUUUGCACGCCAGCAGCUACAUUCAGCAAACUUGUUUGAAGAGGGCUUUGAAACGCACUUGCAGUCCCACGUACGCAGGGAGGCGCCACAAAAAAUGGUAACGCACGUGCGCUGGAGCGCUAAUGAUCCUGCGGGAGCGGAUGGAGCCAGCAGUAAGGGGAAGAGUAGCUUUCACUCGCAAGCCAGCGCAGACAUUCUUUCGUCCUCGAACAGUGUGUUUCAAGGUGAGAACGAACAAACUGUCGACAAAGAAAGCGGCACUGCAAAUGUAAACGCUCACCAACAUCACUUGGUGCUCAAUGGUCGCCAAUUCUUUAGAAAUGGUCCUGCACAGAAGAAACGAAGCGACGCGAAGGAACAUUGCACUAAUGAACAGUGCAGAGGAAGUCGCGGGCAGCUAAGUAGGCGCAGCUCUAAGGACAGCUCUUCACAGCGGUCUUUCCAGGAUAAAACAGACGGAGAUGUGCAGUAUUUGCAUAGAAGGCGCCUUGAAGCGCUAGACUACAUACCAGGCUGCUACGAAGAAGUAAUAAAGGCACCUAUUGACUGGGCUUGCGAGCCGAGCUUUUCUCUGGACCCCGAACAGCUUUUGUGCAUCCGGAUCGAGCUUACCAGUCCCAACAUCUUAUGCGAUGGAAUAGUAGAGGGAACCUCGUGUGUUCACGUGUCUCCACAGGUUCAAAAACCUCCUCAGUGGUAUUGCCCUCUCGACCCUCCCCCUAGUAGCAAAGAAAAAGAGAACAACAAAAAGCAACUACCAGAGAAAUCAAAAAAGCAAGACGAAAAGCAGCCUGACUCAGGUAAAAAACCAAAGGAAUCGAACAAAGCAGAGAAAGCAAAGCGAGCCACCAAAGAACCAGGGGGAACCAGAAACCCGAAGAAGCCUGAGGCAUUGGCUGAAAAACGCAAAGACGGCGGCGAGAGCAGCGAAAAAGACAGAAAUGGCAGAGAUGGUGAGGCAGAGAAUAAAAGAGCUGAGAGCCGUCUAAAGGCAAACGAAUCAAGUGCCUCGGACAAUAAACCAGAGACUGCCAACAAUGACACAAGGAAACGGGACAGUAGAAGCCAGCGGCAGCCCCCGGAGGGCAGCGAAUCCUCGGACACGAAGCCUGAUCCUAAAAAGGAAUCCAUCAAGGAAAGGCAGCAGGGUACUACUUCCUCAGGAAGUCAGCCAUCCUCUAAUACGGGGCAAAACCGACGCAGACAACGCCGCCCAAACGCCGCAAACAAUGAAACCGGAGUAAAUGAAGAAAAAAGACGAAGCGCUGACGAUGAGCAGGGAGACAGGACAAGCACUCAACCUACGGAGAGAAACGAGAAUAGCCAUCAGGAAGGAUCCGGAUUGUGCAACCGGACAAAUUCUCGCACGGGUAAUUCCGUAGACACUGACGACGAUGCACAUUCCGCAUCGUCUGGUGCCCAAAAAAGUAGAAACGAGUCUCAGACAUCGAGUGCAGAAAGGCAAGAAAGCACCAAGCACACAACUCCAAGAAGGCGACGAAGAGACUCGACGGAAGACCAGCAAAAAGAAGACACACACAGCGCGAAGAAGGAAGACAAACAACAAAAAGAGGAACAAGGUAGAGAUGAUUCGGCGGACGAAUCAGAAAGCGAACAAGAGAGGCGACAGGAGCGCCGGAGCCGAGCGGCUGAAGCGGCACGCUCAACAGACGGACAAGGUCCAGAGAGAGAAGAAGGUUCGAGCAGUGCUCCUGCUGCUGAUCGCCAGCGGCGUCAGCAAGGCCGAGGGCAGCGGCCAACUCCAAGAGGAGAAAGUGGUGAAGAGGAUGAGCGGAACGGCGACUUGACGCGUCAUGUUCCAACUCGAGAGGACUCCACAACGCAAGGUCGUACAAGGCGGCAACCGCCGCAGGCGCAGCAAACGCGAGACGGGUCACGCGCAAACGAGGGCGGGGCAGGGGAGGAAAAGGAAGAAGCCACAAGGCGCUCAGAGGACGGAGCAGACAGCGAACAAGAGAGGCGACAGGAGCGCCGGAGCCGAGCGGCUGAAGCGGCACGCUCAACAGACGGACAAGGUCCAGAGAGAGAAGAAGGUUCGAGCAGUGCUCCUGCUGCUGAUCGCCAGCGGCGUCCGCAAGGCCGAGGGCAGCGGCCAACUCCAAGAGGAGAAAGUGGUGAAGAGGAUGAGCGGAACGGCGACUUGACGCGUCAUGUUCCAACUCGAGAGGACUCCACAACGCAAGGUCGUACAAGGCGGCAACCGCCGCAGGCGCAGCAAACGCGAGACGGGUCACGCGCAAACGAGGGCGGGGCAGGGGAGGAAAAGGAAGAAGCCACAAGGCGCUCAGAGGACGGAGCAGGCAGAGAACAAGAGAGGCGACAGGAGCGCCGGAGCCGAGCGGCAAAGCGGCACGCUCAACAGACGGACAAGGUCCAGAGAGAGAAGAAGGUUAGAUCAGUGCUCCUGCUGCUGAUCGCCAGCGGCGUCCGCAAGGCCGAGGGCAGCGGCCAACUCCAAGAGGAGAAAGUGGACUCCACCACGCAAAGUCGUACAAGGCGGCCACCGCUGGAGGCUCAGAAAACAGGAGACACCGCACGUGGCGUCGAGGGUGCUGGAGAGCUGCAAAGUCAACAUGCCACGAGCAAUGCGGUUGACGUCGUAACGAUGACAGAAGGCAUGAGGAGUCGAAGACUUGAUUUGCUCCUGAGGAGAAGAACAAAGAAUUCUGCUUUGGCCUCUGAUGUUUCGAAAAUAGAAACCGGACAGGGUAAUAGCGAUGAUGAAGCAGAACGUAGCCAGGUGUCUCCAGAGCUUAGCAUGAGUGAAAGUAAGCAGAAUGCAUACUCGAUCUUAUUCCAUGCGGGAUAUUCAUCAAAUGAGCCACUGAGCUACUCAGCUGGAAGAAUUAAUGAGACUGGAGAGAGAGGCACGAGCUUCAAGCCAGCCCAAAUGACUGCUGCACCCAUGCCGGACUCUGGUCAUGUCAGGGCGGUGUCACCGCAGCAUUCCCCUGUGACGGGCGCCCAGGGCAAGUUAACUACAGCGGAAAAUGUUGAUGGCUCUCUGGAACUGAAGCUGCUCCACCAGACUGCUGAACGUUUGAAUGCACCGUUGCCCUCACUUGAAUCCGAAGGUAAUUCGCACUGGUUGACAAAAAACUCAGCAGAAGAUACGCCCAUCAAAGAAUUGGUACGGCGAACCGCAUAUCACAAUUUGAAGCCCAUUGCAUCAGGAGAUGUAAAUCCUGAAGUUUUGCAUGGACCAGCGGAGCCUGUUGUUGAAGGCAGCAGAGGAGGCCACUUUCCUCGGCGACUAGGUUUUACAAAGCUACCUUACGCAUAUUUUAUCAUGGGCGUCAACCAAUGGAGGUACAUUCAUGACCCUGUUCAUCAGCUGAAAAUGGAGGCGGCCGCACAACACGCAGCAGAGAAGGCAGCCUUGAAGAAAGGUGUCCAGAUCCAGGAAAUCAGCCCCUUGGAUCCAACUACAGGACUACUGGGUCUUCCAACUCAAGCGGGGCCGCAGGUCUACACACAUGAUUUAAAGGAGAAAAAGAAACCACUCAUAUCUCCUCUCAAAAUCCGAGAACCUGACAUGUGCUACCGGCAAGAAAAACGGAAGCCUCUUGUGCAAUGCCCCGUAGGAUUUACUGAAAACAAAGAAGGUGGCUGCUACAUGUUUGUAGCUCCUACGUUCACUUGUCUCGCAGGAUACUUUUAUGAGAACGGACAAUGCAUACAGCAUAGAGAACUCGACAUCGCAGUCCCUCCAAGUGAAAAGAAGCCGAGUGGAAAGGCCAAGAGGGGCUGA
This is a messenger RNA of Eimeria tenella, 4941 nucleotides long. Its product is annotated as Jacob 6, related. The record is from RefSeq and is a predicted model, not a curated record. Lineage: Eukaryota; Apicomplexa; Conoidasida; Eucoccidiorida; Eimeriidae. The coding region runs from base 1 to 4941 and encodes 1646 amino acids. The transcript is spliced from 6 exons.